Messenger RNA from Colletotrichum spaethianum, 720 nucleotides. Its product is annotated as rhamnogalacturonan acetylesterase RhgT. NCBI's taxonomy places the organism in Eukaryota, Fungi, Ascomycota, Sordariomycetes, Glomerellales, Glomerellaceae. The record is from RefSeq and is a predicted model, not a curated record. The coding region runs from base 1 to 720 and encodes 239 amino acids. Gene Ontology annotation, molecular function: hydrolase activity. The transcript is spliced from 4 exons.
AUGCGCGCAAACCUCGCUGUCUUGGCCAGCUUCCUGGGCCUGGCCUCUGCUCUCCCGGCUGACGCCGAAGCUGUCGACAAGCGCCAGACUGUUCCCACCAUCUAUCUCUGCGGCGACAGCACCACGGCCAAGGGCGGAGGCGGUGGCGGCACCGAGGGUUGGGGACCGUACCUUCAGUACUCCUUCUCGACCAGCAAGGCCAAGGUCGACAACCGCGCCAUCGGUGGACGCAGAGUGACCAUGUCUUUAAUCGGCGUCGCCGAGACCGUUCUGACCUACCCGGCCUAUCUCAAAAAUGCUGCAAAGAAGUUUAAUGCCAAAGGAGCGAAAGUCAUUAUCUCGGCUGCGACCCCCAACAACGUCUGGGAGACCGGCACCUACAAAUGGGGAUACGACCGUUUCUUCUACUACGCUUGGCUCGCCGUCGAGCAGCUCGGCGGCCCCUCCAAGGGCUACUACUUCGUCCCGCACGGCGAGUACGCAGCCCAGGCGAUGAAGAACCUCGGGGCCUCGACCGUCAACGCCAACUACCCCAACGACCACACCCACACCGCGCCGUUCCUCGCCGAUGCCAUGCACAAGGCCUUCGUCCUCGGCCUCCGCUGCGGCACCAGCGCGCUCGCCUCGCUGGCCAAGAACACGACCGCGUCCCUGACGUCAACCUACCUCGGGCCCUGCAUCGACAACUACAACUCUACCGUCCACGCCCUGCUGCGGUAA